Molecule: messenger RNA, 2447 nt
Organism: Actinia tenebrosa (Australian red waratah sea anemone)
Lineage: Eukaryota; Metazoa; Cnidaria; Anthozoa; Actiniaria; Actiniidae
Product: protein-glucosylgalactosylhydroxylysine glucosidase
Biological process (GO): carbohydrate metabolic process
Molecular function (GO): hydrolase activity, hydrolyzing O-glycosyl compounds
Source: RefSeq, a predicted model, not a curated record
CCUUCUUUGUUGUGAUCCCCGUUAAAAAAUAUCUGACAACUUUGAGAUCUUUGAGGAUUUCUUCAUAUUUUACAGUCUUAACUUGUAACCUUCUACCUAAGCUUUAAGAAGAUGAGCAAGACUACCUCUCAAAGCAAGAUUCCAAUACUCAAUUUACUGAUAUUUUAUCUCAUCAAUGUUAACAAUGCCAAGGACAGAACAGGCAGCCCAACUCGUUUCUACACCAAAAACCUCGAAGAGAUUUACAGCAAGAAUACCGUGACUGGAAGCAGGCCUGGUCGAAUCAUGGCUUCUGUAGGAAACGGUUUCGUUGGGACUAUAAUUUACACCGAUACAAUACACGUAGCUGGUAUUUACAAUGGCAAAGCUGUCUCUAAACAGUGGCCGAUAUAUCCGUUGUAUUUCUACGAGCAUACACAUAGAGCUCGGAUACCCUCGACUUGCGCGAUUAAUUUUACCGUGGUCGACAGAAGUGGAGAAAAUUCGUACGCUUUGGACGUGUCCGAAGGGGUAUUUUAUCGUUGGUUUGAGAGCGAUGAUAAAAGCAUUACAGUCGAACAAAGAAUUUAUGCUCAUCGGUCACGCAAGCAUUUGAUCGUUGUGGAACUUUCUGUCACGAAAUCUCUUGGUGAGAAUGUCACGCUGAGUCUGUCAAAUAACAAAGGACUGCCAUCGAGGGAUAUUAAUUUUAAGGAGUAUUCUCCCAAACCUGGGGUUAUGUUUGGCGUGGGUGAGGUGAGGAAACCAGAGGAUACUCGUGGAUUCAAAGCCAAAGUUGGAGUGGCGUGGACGGAGAUCCCCUCGUCACUAACAAUUGCCGCCAAAGUUAAGAAUAAGACUUGGUACUUCGUCACGGCGAUAACCAGCAGCAUUAGCUAUGGAAAAGAUGUCGUUGUUAAUGAAACGCUAGCACAAUGGGAAGACGCUAACAGAGAUAAGAAAAGCUUGCUUAAAAGCCACAAGGAAGCUUGGAAAAGGUUAUGGGAUACGGGCAAGAUAGAUAUCGAAGGCCACCUGGAGUUAUCCCAGGCUGUUUAUGGCAGUAUGUACUACAUCCUCAGCUCAACCCGGGCUGACUGGCCGUACGGGUUAAGCCCCGGUGGUCUCCCGGGCGGGGAAGAGUACAUGGGGCAUACAUUUUGGGACCAGGAUAUCUGGAUGUAUCCAUUCUUGGUAUUGCUUCACCCGGAUCUGGCGAGAGGUUGUUUAGAGUACAGAUACCAGAGAUUGCCCGCUGCUCGGAUACUGGCUGAGAAGUAUGGAUUCAACGGUGCAAUGUUUCCAUGGGAAAGCUCCCUCAGCGGUAUGGAAACCUCUCCAGGCGACUACUACGGAGAAAGUCAAAUCCACAUAUCAGGAGACAUCGCGCACGCAGCAAAGCUCUACUGGAGGGCAACCCAAGAUUACCAAUGGCUGAAGAAGAUCGGGUACCAACUGGUUAAACAGACCGCAGACUUCUGGGCAAGCAGGGUGUAUUAUAAAAGAAAGGACGAGAAGUAUUACAUACAUUUCGUGAUGCCGCCAGAUGAGUACCAGUUUCCUGUUGAUAACAGUAUCUAUACGAAUGUGGUGGCGAAACAGAACCUGGAGUUUGCUGUCAAGAUAUCUAAUCUACUUGGUCGAUACGUACCUACUCGCUGGAACAAGAUUGCCGAACAGAUGUACAUCCCCUUUGACAAGAAGCUCAAAUAUCAUCCUGAGUUUGAUGGCUACGAUCUCAACAUGACUGUAAAACAAGCAGACACGAUUCUUAUUGGAUUUCCGUUGAUGUACGACAUGGACAAGCAGGUCCGCUACAAUGAUCUUCGUUUUUACUCUGAAAUAACGACGAAGCAUGGUCCUGCUAUGACUCACGCCAUGCAUGCUAUUGGCUGGUUAGAACUGGGUAUGGAAAGGAAGGCACACAGGGAAUUUAGGAAAAAUUAUGACAACAUCGUAGGGCCAUUUAAGGUCUGGACAGAACAGAUUAACAAACGAGGAGCUGUCAACUUUAUAACCGGUGCGGGUGGAUUCCUACAGGCUGUCAUAUACGGCUACGGUGGUUUCCGUCUCAGAGAAAAUCGAUUAGACUUCUACCCGACUCUCCCGCGCGGCUGUACGAAGCUAACAAUACGAGGUGUCCAUUACAUGGGUAACAAACUAGAGUUUACCAUCAAGAAAAAGAUGUUUGGAGUACGUUUAAUAAGCAAGGGACCCAUUUCUCCACGCCUCGAGGUGGUCAUGAUUUAUAAACGAAAGAAUAGAUAUACGUUAAGGUUAGGAGAAAUGCUGUACUUGCAUAGAGGUCGUGGAUUUUUACGAAUACCAAGACACGAUAGGUAGAAGUACAUUAUUCAUUUAGUUAUACUGGGGUCUCUGUGACGGGAGAGCCGAGGGGGAAACAGUAUGAGUUCCAAUUUGUAUUGUAAAAUAAAAUGAUUGUUCAAUAAACUUUUCACUGUAUUGCA